Messenger RNA from Leptonychotes weddellii (Weddell seal), 1206 nucleotides. The record is from RefSeq and is a predicted model, not a curated record. NCBI's taxonomy places the organism in Eukaryota, Metazoa, Chordata, Mammalia, Carnivora, Phocidae.
GGCACAGCCCCUUCCUGCCUGCGCCAGGCGCCCAGCCACCCAGCCCCUGGCCAAUGGGCUGCUGGGCAAGAUCGAAUGUCACUAUAACAUGAGUUCGUGAGCAGAGCGGGCAGUGCCCGAGCCGGUCCUGUCCACAGGGAGCUCCAGCCCGUCUCUCCAGACUCAGCCACAGAAACAGUCCCGCCACCAUGUCGGACGAGGAAGUUGAACAGGUCGAGGAGCAGUACGAGGAAGAAGAAGAGGCCCAGGAGGAAGCCUGCACACCUGGUGCUCCUCCACCUGCAGAAGUCCAUGAAGAAGUCCACGAACCAGAGGAGGUCCAAGAAGGUACGUCCCCGCCCCCGAGCACAUCCCUGCACAUUUCCUCCCCCCAGCCUUGCUCCCUGCCUGACUCCCACCACCUUCCCAUGGGCUGGGGACACGGUGGGAAAGGUUGGGUCUGGGUGCAGUCUUCCUCCUGGCCCCCCGGCGCACACCCCUCGGGGGUGUGGGGAUGAGGCCCUUCUGGGGCCACCAGCAGGAAGGUGGGGGCAGCCAGCCCCAACACCGAGUGCAGAGCCCAUGGCCCGAGAGGGUGCUGGCCUUGGGAGGAGGGUGCUGAGGUCCACCAAGACCCUCUGGACCGCACAGGGCCGGGUGGAGAAGAGCAGAGGAGGAGAGACAGGGCAGACGCCUCCACCCUGCCCCGGAUAGCGCGUCAGAGGGGGAGUCAGGAGGGGUGAGGUUGAAGCGAGGGUGGAGGGCCAAGUGGGGUGAAGCAGAAAGUCAGGCUGAGGCCCGAGGCAUUACGGCAGCGACCUGGAACAGCCAGGGGCCUUGCGUGCAAAAGAGCAAUCAGUCAGGUCCCGCAUCCCACCCACCACCUGGGCUGCAGCCAGGCACGCCCUGGCGUGAGGAGGCCCCUGGGUGGGCCGUGCCUGGGCGGGGGCAGGGGACUCGCAGGUUCGAGUCAGGGAGCUCUUGGCCCCUCCGCUCGGUGGGGCCGCGGGGGCCUCCGGGCUGGGCCUGAACCGCGAGCACAAGCCUGAGAGUAUCUUCCCUUCCUGGGCCCCAGAGAGGCCGCCUGCACGAUGAAGGGGCGUGCUGGCCCCCGCGUGGGGCGGCGGAUGCUCGGCCGUGCAGGUAGAGGUGUCCAGGGGGCUGCAGGCCUGUAGGGGCCCACGGUCAGCAGGGCACCCUGAGGCCGAGGCAGACAGGCAGAUGGUG